Tuber melanosporum (Perigord truffle) is the source of this 1423-nucleotide messenger RNA. RefSeq lists its product as uncharacterized. The coding region runs from base 41 to 1267 and encodes 408 amino acids. Lineage: Eukaryota; Fungi; Ascomycota; Pezizomycetes; Pezizales; Tuberaceae. Gene Ontology annotation, biological process: L-tyrosine catabolic process; L-phenylalanine catabolic process; homogentisate catabolic process. The transcript is spliced from 5 exons. Gene Ontology annotation, molecular function: fumarylacetoacetase activity. The record is from RefSeq and is a predicted model, not a curated record.
UCCUUCCCCAAUUCCACCUUCUAUCAACAAUUCUGAAGACAUGGCCCAAACUCCCUUCACGCUAUUCAACAUCCCCUUUGGAGUUUUCUCCACGGAGGAAGCGCCCCACCCUCGCUGUGCUACACGGGUUGGCGAGAGGGUGCUUGAUUUGAAGAAGUACGCUGCCGACGGGGGAGCCAAAGAUAUCGAGGGAUUUAUCCCAGGAACCUUUGCUCAGCCAUCCCUCAAUGCGUUCGCACAACUAUCCAGUGCGACCAGGAGUGCUGUAAGGCAACGCAUUAGGGAAGAUGUCCAAGGAAAUCACGUGAAGGAAUCCUGCUUCGUCGAAGCUUCCAGGACAAAAAUGCAUCUUCCAAUGCAUAUUGGAGACUAUUCCGACUUUUACUGCUCAUUAGAGCAUUGCCAAAAUUGCUCGGCCCACCUUUCAAUGCCCCAAAUUCCCAAAAAUUGGUUCUACGCUCCAUCAGUAUACAAUUCGCGUGUCUCGAGUAUACUACCUUCACCUAGCACUUUCAAACGGCCAUCGGGUGUCUACUACAAGACAGGGACCGAAGAGGCUGUCUAUGGCCCCAGCCAAAUGGUGGACUUUGAGUUGGAGAUGGGAUACUUCGUUUCCAAACCUGUCCCCCACGGAGAAACCAUGAAUGUUGAUGACGCCAAGAAACACAUCUUUGGAUUCGUACUUCUGAACGACUGGAGCUCGCGUGACCUGCAAAUGUUCGAGAUGAAACCAUUAGGCCCGUUCCAUGGUAAGGGGUCCGCAACAACUAUAUCACCAUGGAUUGUCACUAUGGAUGCACUGGAAGAGUUCAGCGUACCCGUUAAAACCAUACAAAAUCCUCCGUGCUUUCCCCAUCUCGCGUACGGGGAUAAGGCAAAGGCUGCGCUGAACAUCAAGUUGUUUGCUUAUCUAGAGCGCGCUGGAAAGCGGUUCAAGAUCUCGCAGAGCAAUCUGAGGUAUCUCUAUUGGACACCGUAUCAGCAACUCGCACAUCAUGCUUCCGCAGGAUGUGGCUUGAACACAGGUGACUUGAUGGGAACUGGCACGAUAUCUGGAGAUGCUGUAGAUGCGGAUGGGAAGAAGCUGGAGCUGGGGUGUCUCUAUGAGGCAACAGAGGGUGGUACAAAGUCUGUAAGGCUCCAAGCCGAAGAUGGUGGACAAGCAGAAUUGAGAUACUUGCUUGACGGGGAUGAAGUAGUGUUUGAAGCAUGGUGCGGAGAUAUGAAGCUCGGUUUCGGUGAAUGUAGGGGAAUGCUUGUUGGAUAAUAGACGAAAGGUCGAGGCACGAGAUGCAAUGAAUGCGGAUGGCAAUGGGGUUUACCUCCAAAAGAGAGAGAACAGAGCGCAAUUUACCGGGUGCUUGGUUAUAAUGAAUCAAUUGGUGGGAACACGUAGUGGGCUUAUAGAGCCGUUUCAAAACUG